AGUAGUGUUGGAACCAGGGAGUGCCCCACAGGGCUCAGUGGUUAUUUGACGUUACUGGAAGUUGGCUCCACCAUGGAAAUGCUGAAGUUAUUUUUUUUUAUAAUAGCAGUUUCCUGCUAUGGCUGCGACGCACACGUACUGCCAGUUGAUGGCAGCCGAACGAAUGGCCAUAAUCACGUGCGCUCCAACUCAGAUGAUAGAGGAGCUUUAUCCGACCUGGGAACGAUAGACAUGGUAGCUGGUAUGAUGAAGAGUUUGCAAGACUUACCGAAUAUGUCCUUUCAAGGGCAGAUGACGUUACCCCCUUUUAGACAGUUGAUUUUUCCUCAGAUGCAAUUUCCCCCUAUGAGACCGUUGUAUUUUCCUCCGAUGAAUUUUCCUCCUUUUCCGCCGAUGAAAUUUGCCCCCUUUCCUCCGAUGAAAUUUCCCCCCUUUCCUCCGAUGAAUUUUCCGCCAUUUCCUCCGAUGUAUUUUCCCCCUAUUAAACCGUUAGUUUUCAAACCAUUUCCCCCUCUACUUCCAAUGAUGCCAAUACUGCCAAUGCCGUUCCCACCACUCCCGUCACUGAAUGGAAUGAGAUCCAUCGAUUCUGGUGACAUAGCAAGCGUGCUCUCAAGACCAGGCGGGUUUAUAAGUGGAGUGGCUUCAUCCCUGUUUACAACAUUCGACAAUGCCGGCGGACGUCCUCACACUGAAGGGUUCUUCCUCCAAAACAUCAAUGGACGGAUAAAAUCCGUAUCUUGGGAGGAUCCUCCGGAUGAUAAUGACCAGAACAAGUCGUCAGAUGAUAAACCUUAAGAAACUACAAUGAGUUUCUUUCAGUCAGUUCAGUCAAAACUGACUCAAAAUGACAGUGAUCUCUCCAGUACUAUCUUUGCUUUUUCUAAUUUACACCACCCCAAGCCUGGUUGUCCGACCAGUUGGAAGAGCUCUUCAGAAACCAGUUCUUCUGAAACAAAUAUACGAACGAUGAAAUAACUGUUUAGACUUUUUUAAGAAUUGUGCAUGUCACUUUUUAUUUUCGAGUACAGCUCAAAUUUCAAAUAGCUCUUAGUUUAUGCGUUACAAAAAAGUUUUUGUAUUCUUCUUCUUCUUCUUGCAUGGGUUGGAAAGUCGAUGACUGACCCCACUAAACUCAGUAGUUAUUAUUGAGUCUCCGGGAACCAUAAAAUAGCUGUUCUUGUAAUGUAUUUUGUAUAAUUAGUAACUCUUUCUGAUCUUUCCUAUAUUGGAAUCUUUAUUAUUAUUUGAAGUCAAUCUUUGUCUAUUUCCCUUAUCUUAUUAGGUCUUUUUCUCUUCUUGUGUCUGCUUACUAUUUUAAUUCCUUGGGCAUGCAUGCGCUUUCCUAAAAAGUUACCUUUUGGCAUUUUGUCUAGUAUUAAACUAUUACUACUAAUAUUCAUUUACUAACAGUCAAUAAUUCUUUUUUUAGCAUGAAUUUAAUUGGAGAUCAUGACUCGGUUCUCCAGAUUGUCUUUAUAAACGUUUUCAUUUAGGUUUCAUCGAGUCGUAGUCAUACUCAUGUUAGAUUAUAUUUUCUCUUCAUAUUAUAAUUACUUAGUCUUUAAUGUUCAUCAAUCAUCUUCUUGUAACUAUAAAUGUUUGGGGUCUGCACAUUAUCUCAUUUCGAUUCAUUCCUACACACAAAUCACUUACAAACCACCAAACUCCUUCUGUUUAUUCUUUUCUUUUGUAAAAUAUUUUUCACAAACCUUGUUAAAUAUAUUAUAUUCACGUAUGACAUGACUUUCUUAUUUUCUAUGAUGUUCGUAUGACAAAAUCUUGUUAUUGUAAAUGUUCUUAUGUAAGUUUAGUUCCGAUUAUCCACGCCUAUUGUACUUACUUUUUUUUGCGAACGCGAUCAUACCCAAAAAACGUGUUUGUUCGAACAAAACAAAACUCUCAAAUAAAAUCAGUGGUCGUGUCUCCUAUUAGUCUGUUAUCUCUAUUCAUAUUGUAAUGGCUCUGAUUUACAUACAUUCAUCAUCUCGGUGACUAAUUAUGUCGACAAAAGUAUGUUAUUUUGAACUUGAAAGAAUAUUUUGCAGUGGGCAAAUUUGGAAACCGUCAAUGUAGCCGGAUGAAUAUGCUUUAUAAUUUUAAACGGUUGCGCCAUCAAGGCCCAAUAAAACAGAGAAAAAGCAAAGAAAUUGCAUUAUUUCCUACUCAAAAUGUCUAAUU
Messenger RNA from Pectinophora gossypiella (pink bollworm), 2181 nucleotides. RefSeq names its product seroin-like. The coding region runs from base 73 to 798 and encodes 241 amino acids. The transcript is spliced from 5 exons. Lineage: Eukaryota; Metazoa; Arthropoda; Insecta; Lepidoptera; Gelechiidae. The record is from RefSeq and is a predicted model, not a curated record.